Messenger RNA from Hermetia illucens (black soldier fly), 1347 nucleotides. RefSeq lists its product as uncharacterized. Lineage: Eukaryota; Metazoa; Arthropoda; Insecta; Diptera; Stratiomyidae. The record is from RefSeq and is a predicted model, not a curated record. The coding region runs from base 121 to 1194 and encodes 357 amino acids. The transcript has 4 exons.
AAUUGAUCAAGCAGCAACUGUCAGUGUCAAGUGAUUUUGUAUACGCAAUCGGUAGUCCAACGGCUUAGUAAAAUGCGAAUUUUAUGAAUUAAAUUUUAUUUGCUUUCACAGAAAUGAAAGAUGGAAAUAGGAGAAGACAACGUUCUCAGACAAUUCACCAGGCUUUGCAACACCGACUUCGCUCUUCUACAACAUUAUCUGGCAUCAAAUGCAGUUCUAGAGUGGUUUGGCCGAACCAUACGUGGACGUACGAACAUUUGUGCUUACUACCGAUACGACCUCUGCCAACAAUACGAACAUGACUUUGAGAAGGCUGAAAAAUGUCCGGCAUUCGAAUGCAAACCAUCACAUAUGCAAACGAGAAUAGUUGCCGCAAUCGACAAGGUAAAUUCUCAGAUUGAAAGCCAAUCACUAACAAUUGAUACUCUGACGUCAACCCCUCUUCAAAGAAUUGUAACCCCUACUUUACCGAAGGUAGGGAAGGAAAAAAUAUUUAUAACAACUCCAGAAAUUUCACCAACGUUCUCUACAUCACUUCCCGAAGAUAAUACGACGCCACCGCAGAAUAUAACAAGGCAUGGUGAACAAGAAGAUGAAGCACCACCUACCAAGAAAACCAGAUUUGACAACAGUUUAGAUUGUGCAGGUGAUGCAGGUCCUUCAAAGAAAAAAAAAUAUAUGCAAAAAUUUACUGACAAAUCGGACUGUGAUACGAAAAAACUAAGUCUCCCAGAAGUUGGCCAUGGCGAUGGUAUGUUGUCCUCCCAAGAAAUUCAGGACAUGCAGUUAUCCGAUACUGGUUAUUCGGAUUUGAUGUAUUUCGAAUCAGUUGGAUUCUUACGCUCCCAAAACAAAUCUAAAUACCAUGGAAUAUCGAACGCACAAACUUCGAGUGGUAACAACUCUUCAUCACCAGUAACAAGUUCUAGUUUACCUAAUGAUCUCACAAAUAUGCCGCAUAUGCGGAAAACUAAAUUGAAAUUAUCCUAUCGAAUACGACGUCAUGACAAUCAAUUGCAAAUCGCAUUAAUCAUCUACGAACAUUUAUCACGUAAUCCCGCUUCACGACGGAAUUUGCUUCAAGAAUUUCAAAAGACUACUGAUGACAAUGGCAUUCCAAAUACGAAACCUGGCGUAUCUCAGUCAGCUAAAAAACCGAUGAAAUCAUUAAAAAGAUCACUAAGAUUAUUUUAAAUGCGAUGGGCAAGAACAUGAUUUUAUAUAGUCGAUUAAAAUCUAAUGUGGACUGUUAAAUAUGUGAUUUUUAUAUAAAGUACAUUUUUAUGAACAGUUGAUAUUGUUUCACAAAAAAAUGACAAUAAAUGAGUAUUUUUAAGAAUGUUUUAA